Molecule: messenger RNA, 4471 nt
Organism: Dermacentor andersoni
Lineage: Eukaryota; Metazoa; Arthropoda; Arachnida; Ixodida; Ixodidae
Product: beta-galactosidase-like
Biological process (GO): carbohydrate metabolic process
Molecular function (GO): beta-galactosidase activity
Source: RefSeq, a predicted model, not a curated record
UCCUUUCUCUCUAUUCAGCCGUCUACUGCAGCAAUGAGGUCCUAUCUUUCAUAAUUACUUCUCUAGUUAGAAGUUCGAGUAAUCUUAUAAGACGCAUAUUUCUCUCUAAUAAAGGGAAUCUAGAGGAAAUCACUUAACUGUCACACGUUUCCAUAUUUAAGAAGUGUCAAAUCCAUUUUCCCAAAGAACGCGUAAGUGCUCCCUUAAGCAAGAGUACAUACGUACCAGGGAUUCAACGAACGAGCCGAUUUUAUUCUCGCCUACAAAUGUGACACGUAUUUGAGGACUGCACUCCAAACUUAUGGCACUGCCUACGUUCUUGACGGGUCAAUUUCAUUUUGUGCACCUCAAUUACGAAUAAAUUAAGUUCUUUUAUUUGGGGGGUGCAGACUGUGGUCCGUGUAUUUUUGCUUAAGGGUGCACGCACUAGCGUUGGUCAUAGGGCACUAGCGAACAGGCGAGGUAACCGUAGCGGCUUUGAGCUCCGAUUCACUUAUUUUUUGCUUUCAGCAUUCCUGAUGCGACACGCCACGUGCGAUAUCUUUAUUCCACCCCUUAUUGUAGACCUCGAGUCCCCAUUGCUGCUAACAUACUAGCACAUAUCGCAACUACAGCCUCUUACGUCUAAAGAACAAAAAAAAAGAAAAUUGAGCAGUUACUUUUAGGGCAGGCCCCGCCUAACUUACGCUGUGGCAGCUAAACAUGUUUAUUCUUUAAGAGCGUUUGUUUCUCAACACUACAUCCUGGAACGCGGCCAUGCGGAGGCCGAUAACGCCGGAGAUACGCCGGAGAUACGCCGGCGUCGUGUUCCGAAGUCGGCAAGACGGCUCGCAAAUGUGCAGCGGCAUGGGUCGCGUAUUCCUCGCACUGCUUUACGUGGCGGCCUUGAACCUAGGGAUCGAUGGCGCCGGGCCCACGAGGUCUUUCACAGUCGACUACGCGAACGACCGCUUCCUGAAGGAUGGCCACCCCUUCCGCUACAUUUCUGGGUCCCUGCACUACUUCCGCGUCCCCAGGGAGUACUGGAGAGACCGCAUGGAAAAGAUGAGACUCGCCGGCCUCAACGCUCUCCAGACGUACGUGGAAUGGAGCGGCCACGAACCGGAACCCGGAACUUUCAACUUCAGAGGCGACUACGAUCUCAAGACCUUUCUGGACACUGCGAACGACGUCGGGCUGCUCGUAAUACUCAGGCCGGGCCCUUACAUAUGUGCCGAGAGAGACAACGGCGGUUUACCGUACUGGCUGCUUAGGCUUAACCCCCAAAUGCAAUACAGGAGUUCGGAUCCGUCUUACACGUCUCGCGUCGAGAAGUGGUUCCACGUGCUGCUACCAAUGGUAGAGCCGUACCUGUACAAUAACGGCGGUCCGAUCAUCGCCCUGCAAGUCGAGAACGAGUACGGCCAGUACGUCGCCUGCGACAAGGACUACAUGCGGCAGCUCGUCGGCCUCUUCGGACGCUACCUCGGCCAAGACGUCGUGCUGUUCAGGACGGACACGCCGGGCGACGCCAUCUACGAGUGCGACCGGGUGCGCGGAACGCUACCGACCGCCGACUUUGGCGCCAGCGCGAACGUCACGGAAAUGUUUUCCAUCGUGAGACGGGCGAUGGGCCGAGGACCGCUCGUCGUGACCGAGUACUAUCCCGGAUGGCUCGACCUCUGGGGUUUUCCGCACGCGAAAGUAGACCACCGCGCGAUGCUGAAGACGCUCGAGGAGAUACUGCUGCACAACGCGUCGGUGAAUCUUUACAUGUUCCACGGCGGCACGAACUUCGGCUUCACGAACGGCGCCAGUCCGACCCCUCAGACGACGAGCUACGACUACGGGGCCCCGCUGACGGAGGCUGGCGAUCCCGCGGAGAGCUACUUCAACGUAAGAGACGUCGUCGGACGCUAUUUGCCGGUUCCCAACGGCACGCUUCCGGUUCCGGCACCCAAGCUUAACCUCGGCUCCGUGAACGUUCCGCAUUGCGCCUCGCUUCACAAGAUCCAGGAAUUCUUUCGUCAACGCGGGUUCGUUGAGGCGGCGACGUCUCGGAACCCGAAGACGUUCGAAGACCUCGGCGCGGCCUACGGUUACGUGCUGUACACCACGAGCGUGACGUUUCGUCCCGAGAGCCCGGCUAUUCUGCAGGCCCCCGGGAUCAAGGACAGGGGCUACGUGAUGACCGCGCAGAGUCGAGCGGUAAUCGACAGUCGUACGUCCGCGCACAGCGCACCGGUGGUGGUGAGGCAAGGCGAGAACGUCACGAUUCUCGUUGAAAACACGGGCAGGAUAAACGUUGGAGUCGGGAACCACGAUCCCAAGGGAAUUCUUACGAACGUCACUCUGGACAAACGCGUCCUACUUGGCUGGACAAUGGAACCAGUGCCGGUGAGCAACCCAGACGCAAUGAGUGACCUGAACGAAGCCUUGCACUCCGUCACCAAUGAAUCGCGCUGUUCCGCCCCUGGCGCGUUUUACGGCUUCUUCGCCGUGCCUCACCUCGGCGACAACGUUCCCGACACCUUUCUGGACACGACUGGCUGGGGGAAGGGCGUGGCCUUCGUCAACGGCUUCAACCUGGGACGAUAUUGGCCCAGCAUCGGGCCGCAGGUAACCCUGUACGUUCCCGGCGUGCUGCUCCAGCCGUUCCCGUCGCAGAACACGAUCUUGCUCUUCGAGACAGAAUCUGCACCGAGGGGUGCCAAGACUGUCCGCUUCGUGGACAUGCCAAACAUCGACGGUCCGGUGCCUGAAGGCUUGGCGCGUUCCCGAGUGCUAUAAGGAACGGGCAUGCCGAACUCCGGCGUCGACUCGAAGACUCCUAGGUCUGAGGAGGUCUUCCACGUGGUCGCGAUUCUCAUCGCCGGUUGCCCAGUGCUACGAAGCCGGGUGCGCGAACUGUUAGGCAUGACUACUUUCUAAUGUCGACACCAAAUAAACUACCGUGAUUUGCGAUAGGACUGCACGCGCGCCAAGUAGAAGAGUCUGCUUUGCCCCCCCCCCCCCCCCCCCCCCCCCCCUCUCUCUCUCUCUCUCUCUCUCUCUCUCUCUCUCUCUCUCUCUCUCUCUCUCUCUCUCUCUCUCUCUAUUUUGUUCAAUAAUAUAUUGUGCAAGCUUCCUGUGUUCCACUCUCACCGUUUCCAGCUUCGCUCAACAUAGGUCAAGACAGGUCAAGUAGCGAAUUACCUCUAUUAGCUUGCUGACACGAAACCUAAUAUAACGAGCAUUCUGUUUGAGACUACGCAGAAUAAUAAAAAAAGAAGAACACCUGUGGCAGAGAGCACAAUUAUAGCCUUGAUCGAACUGGACUAAUCGAAGAGGCGGACGUUACUUGCCUCAGAAAUCGGAACACAUAAUUAAUUGGCUGAUUAAUAAAACUUUCGCUAACUAGAUGUCUCACUAAUAUUGCGCAGCGCAUAUUGCAAUUCACGAAUUGUAGCCGGCGUGUUCCCAAGGCGUAUCAGAUUGUAACGAAUACUCAGCACUGCACGAGUUUCCUGAUAUUCAUUCUAGAGGUGUGCGACGAGAUAAAAUGGCGUUCGAUUUACUCACUUGCUUCAAUGCACGAUAUGCCAUUUUAUUAAAGAACGUAAGCGGGAACACAGUGCGUUUUCACCGCAUGAUUAGCGGCGCCUAUCUCGAAACCGGUGCCAUCCGCUUCGUUCCAAGUUCAUAUGCCUUGCAAACUCAGCGGUUACAAUUAGUUAAUUGCAAUAUGCACCGCAAAAAUAUUCAUUAAGAAAUCACAUUGAACAAUUUUGUCAAAAUUUUUGACGAAUUGUGCAUUGCGUUUUAUUGUGCAAGCAAUGACUGCCCCUAUGAGUAAUAUAAUUUGCACAAGUGAUACUUCUGAGCGAUUUUCUGUGGAAUCGCCACAAAGCACUAUGGAGCAAAUGUGAAUCACUUAGAAAUUUUUUGAAUUUACUGCGCAUAUAUACGCACCAUGGUAAAAUGUAUCGAGAAUAUUCUGUCCCGUUUUAGUGUAACCAGUUUCCCAAAGAAAUAAUUCUACAACAUUCCCUAAAGGAAGCCAAACAACAAAUUAGGCAUGGUUGCUUUCUCGUUAAAAUAUUUGUUAUGUAUUAUGUUCUUUUUAAAUGAUUGCAAACAUUGUUUUUUCACUCUUGUCCUGUAAGCAACGAAAAGAUUGUGUUCUUUUUUAUGUAUUUAUUUAUUUUUAUUUUUACUAGUUUCCCGAAGAAAUAACGCGACAGCAUUCAAAUGAAAAAUUAAAGCUAGAUUGUUUAUGUUUUCGUUACUAACGCAGUAAAGUAUUUAUGCAAAGUGUCAUCUUGAAGAUGUUGCUAUAUGUAUUGUGGUCCUGUUUUGUAAGCCGUGAGCUAGCACCUCAUAUCUGCUGUGACCCACCUAGAAGCGACUUGUGGGUGGGUCACAGUGUGACAUGUUGUGUGACAUGUUGUGUGUUGUGUGACAAUGUGUGGCAUGCUUUGUGCUGCCGAAUAAAGAUGUAUGUAUGUAUGUA